CAUCCCUGCUCUAAUACAUUUCACUCUCAUGCAGCCUGAUGUGACCAUGAUUUUGAAAAUACAAUUGUCUCAUAGAAGUUGUCGAUGGUGAAUGGCCAUUCUAGGGACUUGGGAAGUUUUUCUGUGUUUUUCCAAGCUUUCCACAGGCACAGACACAAGCUUUGUUAAACAGUCAGCCCCUUCCACGUGACUCACAGUUGGGGGUGGUGACUGUAUAAAUAAUUUAAUCCGUGGAGAACAUCUGCCAAACUCCAGGAAGAGCUCCAAGAAGUUACACGCUGGUCAUUGAAAGCUCAUGAGAUUUGACCUCUGUUGACCAACUUAGGCUUCUGAGACAAGAUGGAGCACCUGGAGAACUCCACCCAGCCUUCCACACACAGUCCUCUUCACGCACAGGCGGGGCAAAGCAGCGGGACUGCCUACAUGUACAUUUUAAUCGUCAUCUCUUUCUACGGAAUCUUCCUCUGUGGAAUCAUGCUGGGCUACUUCCACUCCAAAAGGAAGGAGAAGAGGAGGACCAACAUCUUCACACGCCUCGUGCACGAGGAGGAGAAGCGGGAGUGGGGCACGCUCCCCAAAAAACACAGCCUCUGCUUCCCGGGGGAGGCUGUCACGGGAGUGCGCUCGCUGAACCUGGCUUUGCCGUUCUCUGGUAACCACGGCAACCCCUUCGGACAUCUUCGCCAUGAGGGCGCGCUGCCCUCUCCGCUCGCGUGCGCGCUCUGCACGGAGCAAAGCAGUGUCAGCUCUCUAUGCUCCUCUGCGGACACGCGCGUGGCCAUCGAGGAGGAGGAGUCGGACAGCGGCAGCGGGGAGAGUCCGGAUGAGACCCCCAAGGUGACAGUGGAGAACAGACGGGAGGAUUCUGGCUGAAAAUGAAGGAAAGGAAGGAUCGCACGAAACCUUGUCAUGGGGGUUUGCAA
Syngnathus acus (greater pipefish) is the source of this 923-nucleotide messenger RNA. It is a transcript of the gene kcne4, whose product is annotated as potassium voltage-gated channel, Isk-related family, member 4. Bases 340 to 873 code for a protein of 177 amino acids. Lineage: Eukaryota; Metazoa; Chordata; Actinopteri; Syngnathiformes; Syngnathidae. Gene Ontology annotation, biological process: ventricular cardiac muscle cell action potential; potassium ion export across plasma membrane; membrane repolarization during action potential. Gene Ontology annotation, cellular component: membrane. The transcript is spliced from 2 exons. Gene Ontology annotation, molecular function: delayed rectifier potassium channel activity; transmembrane transporter binding; voltage-gated potassium channel activity involved in ventricular cardiac muscle cell action potential repolarization. The record is from RefSeq and is a predicted model, not a curated record.